AUGGUCCCUGAAGUUUCGAUAACCAUAUUAGUACCUGAAAAUUGGGUACAAGAAACGGGAAAGGAGUAUGGUUACGUAAUUGUUACCCGCCGAUCAAAAAAUAUUGGCGGUACUACUGGGAUGGUAUGGCUUGUGUGCGACCGUAGUGGUGAACACCGUAGUAAAGCAACAGUUAGGAAAGCUGGUAGCAAAAAAAUCGGCUGCCCAUUUUCAUUACUCGCCAUCCGGGACGUGACGAACGACACGUGGGAGUUAAAAGUGGACUGUGCGAACCAUAACCACGAACCUACGACGAGUCUGUUGGGCCACGCUUUUGUGCGAAGAUUUACUAAAGCCGAAUACAAGCUAGUGGAGCAGCUAACUGCUCAAAACAUGGAGCCACGUAUCAUAUUUCAAACCCUAAGAAAGCAGUUCCCCGACAGCCUGCACGUUCAGAAAGACGUGCAAAAUGCGGUACAAAAAAUUAGAGCGACAAUAAUGGAUGGAAAGAAUCCUAUUCAGGCACUGGAAAGCCUGCUGCAUGACCGCCGAUUCAUUUACGACACCCGACAAGAUCCCAAAACAGAUGUCGUAACAGAGAUUUUCUUUGUUCAUCCUUAUUCAAUCACUAUGUGGCGUGCAUUCACGCACGUGAUGUUGAUCGACGCGACCUACAAAACAAACCUCUACAACAUGCCAUUUGUCCAGGUUGUGGGUAUGACGUCGACUGGGAAGUCUUUUUGUAUCGCACAUGCCGUUAUUUGUAAAGAACGAAGGGGUAACUACGUGUGGGUGCUUGAGCGGAUCAAGUCAAUAUUGCAUGAAUGUAUGAUGCCGCGUGUGAUAGUCACGGAUAGGGAGCUUGCCCUAAUAAACGCGUGUUCUAAAGUAUUCCCGAACGCAAAAAGGCUUCUAUGCCACUUUCACAUCCAACAAAAUAUAGCUAGAAAGUGCAAGUCAGGGUUCGAUAAAGAAGAUUGGGGGAAAUUUAUGUCGUACUGGCGGACAUUGUGCGAAUCUUCAUCAGAGCCCAUGUACAAGUACAACUUGGAGAAAAUGUGUCUAUGA
Molecule: messenger RNA, 1047 nt
Organism: Helianthus annuus (common sunflower)
Lineage: Eukaryota; Viridiplantae; Streptophyta; Magnoliopsida; Asterales; Asteraceae
Product: PKS-NRPS hybrid synthetase CHGG_01239-like
Exons: 3
Coding region: 1-1047 (348 amino acids)
Biological process (GO): regulation of DNA-templated transcription
Source: RefSeq, a predicted model, not a curated record